Macadamia integrifolia is the source of this 1383-nucleotide messenger RNA. Its product is annotated as katanin p60 ATPase-containing subunit A1-like. Gene Ontology annotation, molecular function: microtubule severing ATPase activity; microtubule binding; ATP hydrolysis activity. Gene Ontology annotation, biological process: microtubule severing. Bases 1 to 1059 code for a protein of 352 amino acids. The transcript is spliced from 7 exons. NCBI's taxonomy places the organism in Eukaryota, Viridiplantae, Streptophyta, Magnoliopsida, Proteales, Proteaceae. Gene Ontology annotation, cellular component: microtubule cytoskeleton. The record is from RefSeq and is a predicted model, not a curated record.
AUGGCCAAGGUUGUCAGACAGCUCUGCUAUUGUUGCAGUAGUGUUACUACUGAAAUAAAUUGUCUUCAUAUUAACGUUUGUAAAGCAAAUGGCGACAAUGAAGAUGGAAAAUCAAGAAGGGGACAAUAUGAAGGACCUGAUCCAGACUUGGCCGAAAUGCUGGAAAGGGAUGUCUUGGAGACGAGCCCUGGAGUUAGAUGGGAUGAUGUUGCAGGGCUCAGUGAAGCCAAAAGACUUUUGGAAGAAGCUGUUGUCCUUCCCUUGUGGAUGCCUGAGUAUUUCCAGGGAAUUAGGAGGCCAUGGAAAGGUGUUCUUAUGUUUGGCCCCCCUGGUACUGGGAAGACUCUUUUGGCCAAGGCAGUUGCUACAGAAUGUGGAACAACAUUUUUCAAUGUUUCUUCUGCUACUUUAGCUUCAAAGUGGCGUGGCGAGAGUGAGCGCAUGGUUCGGUGCUUGUUUGAUCUUGCGAGAGCUUAUGCCCCAAGUACAAUUUUCAUUGACGAGAUUGAUUCUCUUUGCAAUGCUCGGGGGGCUUCAGGAGAGCAUGAAUCAUCCAGAAGGGUGAAGUCUGAACUUCUAGUACAAGUAGAUGGUGUUAAUAACAGCUCCAAGGGUGAAGAUGGUAGUAGCAAAAUUGUGAUGGUCCUGGCAGCUACCAACUUUCCAUGGGAUAUAGAUGAGGCACUUAGGAGGAGGCUGGAAAAGCGAAUAUACAUUCCUCUUCCGAAUUCUGAGAGUCGUAAGGAGCUUAUUAGGAUUAACCUUAAAACUGUUGAGGUGGCUCCUGAUGUUGACAUUGAUGAAGUUGCCCGUCGAACAGAGGGAUACAGUGGGGAUGAUCUCACAAAUGUUUGCCGUGAUGCUUCCAUGAAUGGCAUGAGGCGUAAGAUAGCUGGUAAGACUCGUGAUGAGAUCAAGAACAUGUCGAAGGAUGAGAUCUCAAAGGACCCAGUUGCCAUGUGUGACUUUGAAGAAGCUUUAACCAAGGUCCAAAGAAGUGUUUCUCCUGCAGACAUUGAACGCCAUGAAAAAUGGUUUUCAGAGUUUGGAUCAGCAUAGAAUUUGAGAAACGUUCACUUCAAUUGGUUGUUUCUCCAUGGGUCCAUAAGGUCUAUCUGAUGAUUGGUGAUUUGUUUAUAUAUCUUUUAGCUAUAUUUUUUUAGAAAGAAAGAGCACUACCUGCUAGUGUGUGUCUACGUCUAGACACAGCAGGUGUUAAAAGACUGCGCUACCCUGCGUUGAAGCUCUUGUACAAGCACUCGGCCACACCCACUGGUGUGUACUUGCACCUGUGUAGCGUUCUCUUGCCCAUUUUUUAUGUUGAUAAUCAUUUGUUGUGUUGUAAGGAUAAUAAUGAGUUAUAUUUUUUAUUUUUUGUCUUAA